Messenger RNA from Equus caballus (horse), 3723 nucleotides. It is a transcript of the gene BCL7A, whose product is annotated as BAF chromatin remodeling complex subunit BCL7A. The record is from RefSeq and is a predicted model, not a curated record. NCBI's taxonomy places the organism in Eukaryota, Metazoa, Chordata, Mammalia, Perissodactyla, Equidae.
UGCUCGGUGCAGCUGCCGCCCGGCGCUUGCGCACUGGGCCCCGGGCGCGCGGCGGCACCAGGCUUUGUGUGUGUAUGUGUGUGUGAGUGUGUGUGUGUGAGUGUCUGUGUGUGUGAGUGAGUGAGCGGGCGGGCGCGAGUGUGGCCGCCGCGGAGCGCGAGCAGGACCCGGCGGGCGCGCUCCCCAGCCUCUCUCUCCCCGCCAGAACCAUGUCGGGCAGGUCGGUUCGAGCCGAGACCAGGAGCCGCGCCAAAGAUGAUAUCAAGAGGGUCAUGGCGGCUAUCGAGAAAGUGCGCAAAUGGGAGAAGAAGUGGGUGACUGUGGGUGACACAUCCCUGCGAAUCUACAAGUGGGUCCCUGUGACUGAGCCAAAGGUUGAUGAUAAAAACAAGAAUAAGAAAAAGGGCAAAGAUGAGAAGUGUGGCUCAGAAGUGACCACUCCGGAGAACAGCUCCUCCCCAGGGAUGAUGGACAUGCACGAUGAUAACAGCAACCAGAGCUCCAUAGCAGAUGCCUCCCCCAUCAAACAGGAGAACAGCAGCAACUCAAGCCCUGCCCCGGAGCCCAACUCGGCUGUGCCCGGCGAUGGCACCGACGCUAAGGCAGAUGAGGCCCAGGCCGAUGGGAAGGAGCUCCCAGGGGCUGAAGAUGCUUCUGAUGAGCAGAAUUCACAGUCUUCAAUGGAAAACUCGAUGAACAGUUCAGAAAAAGUCGAACGGCAGCCAUCUGGAGACGCGGGGCUAGCUGCAGAGACGUCCACAAUCUCUCAGGUACCUCGAUCGAGGUCUCAGAGGGGCAGCCAGAUCGGCCGGGAGCCCGCUGGGGUGUCGGGGGAUUUGGAAGGAGUGCCGCCCUCUAAAAAGAUGAAACUGGAGGCUUCGCAACAGAGCUCCGAGGACAUGUAGACGCUGAGGUCAGUCCUCCGACCCACGUUUCACGGGAGAUACAUCAGCAGGCUUCAUUCUAGAACAACUUCACCCGAGCGCCUCCUCUCGGGUGCAGACAGAACUACUAACUUUUCACGUUUACCAAGUGCAAAUCCAAGAAAACCUAGAACGGCGUGACUUCUCAGACACUGAAGAACUUUCUGCUGUGAAGCAAAACACUCGAGUCUGGAAGUGACUGUCCUUGGGAAGCGGGGCCGACAGCUCAGGAGUGUCUGCACACUGUCUCUGAAGCCAAGAUUUCAUUUGUGUUGCUGCUGUAUUGUUUUUUUUCCACUUCUCUAUUUAACGAUAUAAGCUAUUUGAGGGUGGUACCCAUCAGGAAUCUGCUUUUCGUCGGGGCUCUUCACUGUUCAACCGAUUCCUUCCGCUUUCUUUUUUUGUGCCUUGUGCCCUUGAGGUGACCUCUGGCACGUUUUCCUGGUUGUUUUGCAUCUCCCUUUGCCAAGUGCCCUCUCGGUUUUGUUCCGGUGGGCGCUGUCACCGUCCUCCUGCCCUCCCUGCCCCAGGACCUUUGAGCGGAGCGGAGCAGGCAGGGAGGAGGAGAGCCCGAGGCCGCCUGACUUCCACGUACCCUGAGCCCUGGGUAGGGGGCAACACCAGCCUCCAGGGUCCAGGGAGUCUCAGAUGUCAGGGCACUGUCCCCAAGGGCUGGCCACUCCGUAUGGUCUCGCUUCCUCGGGGCAUCUGAGGCUGGUAUUUCCAAGCCCACAGCGGCCCAGACAGACACACAGAGCCCUUAGAUGGUUCUGGCACUUCCACCCUCUGCCUCCACCAUACCGCUUUCUCUCACACCUCCGAAGACAAAAUGGCUUCUGUGGCUGACUGCAGGAUUGUCUCCUUCAGACGGUAAAAGGGCUGAGGAGGCUGGGAGCAGGUGGCAGGAAUAGCUGGUGCUGAACUUCUCUCGUAGGACGUUGCUUGGAUUUCAAAUCCACAGCAACCUGCCAUCCUCUGCCCCCCAGCGCCCCCAGCCCCGCCCCAGGGAGGCGAGACGGCCGUUGGCUGAAAUCCACUUGCUUCUGCACUGUUCCUGACUCUCAGAGCCAACAGUUAGAUCGGGUCUCAUUCCCAGGAUGUGCCGACGGUCCCCACAGGGGAUCGGGGCCUUGAGGGUUUGGCCUUGAAGGCCAGAAACAAGGCACCAAGAAGCUGGAAAGCUUUGCACUCCUCCAGAAAGGGGCGAUCCCUCGCGACCUCCAUUGCCCGCCUGUGCUGGGACAGCUUCCUCUCGCUGAAAUGGAGAUGCCCCCUUGUACGAACUGCCUAAUUGUUUGGUUCUGAGGCCUGGUUUGCUCUUAAUUCCUGUAUGGACUCCUCAGACCUUAACCUUUUUCCUGAGCUUUCUUUACUGCACUGGAGUUCCAACUCCCUUUGAGUUGUGUGUGGGGGGCGGGGCGGGUUUCGGGUUUUAUCGGUUGAUUUUUGUUUUGUUUGUUUUGUUUUGUUUUUGGCUAAUUGGUGCAUAUUCAGGUACCACCUUUGACGUGUGGAUCUCUCUCCUGACCACCAUGGGAAGUGUCUGCCAGAUUCCAUUUUCUAAGAGUUUCUGAGGGUGAGGCUCUUUAUUUUUUUAAAGGGAGCCAAUCUAUUUCCUGCACUUCAAGAAGAAUUCAAAAUGUUCCUGAAUUUCAAAUACCUCAUGCAAAAAUGUCUCCUGAAAUAAGGGAAAGAAAAAAAAAAAACUUUGAAAAUCUUAAUGUUGGAGUUAGCGAUGCCGAAAGCUUUCUGUCUUAAAAAAAAAAUCCUUAUCAAUUUUGCCCCUCAGGCGGUCAGUUCUGUGGAGAACUGUGUCCUGCGUUACCUCUCAGCGUAUCUCAAGGCGGUGUUACCUCCAGAUCCUGUAGUUAGAGUAACUUUUUCCUUUGCAGCAAAACUCCAUGUUGAUGAAAGAUGAAUUUGGAUAUUUAUUUCCAUUUCUUUUUGGGAAACGAGAGGUUGCAACCAAGACAGCUGAAGGAGAACCACACACACUCGUCCACGGAAACAGCAGGUGGCCAGGGUCCCCUGCGCCCUUUCUGUUUGCGGUGGCCUCUCUGGGCAGGCAAGGGGAGUCAACACGGUCAAGGAUGAAGACACCAUCCAUGAUGCCGAGGCUGUCAUUAGUUUUUCUCUGAAGUGCCUGAAGGUAGGAAUGGGCCAGUGGUUGGGACCAAAUGGGCCCCGCCACCACCAUGCCAGGCAGCGCGCCAGCGGCCCUGCACUCACUGCUGGCCAGGAAGGCCUUCCACACGGAUGAUUUACUGCAGAAAUCCACUUGUGCUCCCCGCCCCGCCGCUGCCCGCCCCGCGGGGCCGCUGCCCCACCUGCCCUGCGCCCCUCGCCCUCCCCCCACCCCAGAAUCUCAGACCGCCAGCCGGCGAGCCAGGGGCAGGAGCCCAGUGAAUGCCUUCUGGGGACACUGGCCCCGUGGCCGAAAGGGCUCCCGGGGCAAACUCACUCCCCGCAAAACUUGACGUUGGGGAGGCUGCGGCUACACAUUCCACAAAGUGCUGGCACUUAACCCAUAACCCGGAAGGCAGUUGACCGACUCAUAGGGUGGUGACCUCCCAUCACAAACGAUGUCAUGGUUUGGAAUGUUCGUUAUGGCCAAGGACCUGGUUAGAGGUAUAAAGACCUUUUUUCACCAUUACCGAAUUUAUUUUCCUCUUGAUUUUUUUUUUUUUUUUGGUGUGUUGUACAGCAGUAUAAUUUUUCACUUAUUUAUUCCAUCGGUAGAUAUGGUUUGUACAAUGUACAAUGGUUCCAUUUCAGAAAAUAAAAAAAUUCAAAUCAUGAA